This is a messenger RNA of Physcomitrium patens, 2918 nucleotides long. The record is from RefSeq and is a predicted model, not a curated record. NCBI's taxonomy places the organism in Eukaryota, Viridiplantae, Streptophyta, Bryopsida, Funariales, Funariaceae.
ACAGAUCACCGCCGGGAAUCGUCGGUAUGAUACGUAGUGGCGAGUACGAGAGGCAUUACGAGACGGACCCGAGAAUGGGUCGACGGCAAAGAAGGGUGUGCAGAGUCUUUGUUAACGCGACAUAAGAAUCAAGCUUCGUCGAUGCUGGAUCGAUGUCCCAUCGGACUCAGAGGUGAAGAAUCACAUAACGGGACGCCGUCGUGGCGAAUCGUAGUGUACCGACAGCUUAGCUAUGGCGCAUUCCAUGUGAGAUUGCAGGAGGCUGGAAGAGACUGGACGACGAGAAGGAAGAGGGGCCAGCAGGAUUUCGCCCACGGGGUCGGAGCGAGUUGCGUGGAGAAUCUGAGUCGCGUUGUGAACAUUGCAGAUCCUGAUGUAAAAGUCGCCUGUGUCACGAGCUCGGACCCCACGAACUAGUCUGCUCUAGUUCGAACGCCGAUGUUUCCACCAGCGCACGUAAAUCCCUCUCAUUAGGGCUUUGUGCGUCAGUGGGAAUUUUAUCCGAGGUGCCCCAAGUGUUUGAAACGUGUCGUCGUGUGUUCGGAGUCAAAGCUGAAGGCGUCCAAGGCUGUCAGAGCCCGUGGUCCAGAAUCUCGCUGCUCAGGAUCUUUCCACUAUUGAGUUUCUGUUCAGUGACAGAAUAUCUCCUUGUUGUUCGAGGUUUGAAGGCGCUUCGUCGCAGCUUUUCAUUUACGGCGUUCGUCGUACUUCUUUGCUGGGAGAUAGUUUUGACAUGUGAUUCGCGACUCUGCGUUGCCUGUGUUGCUCAGCAAUGCACGCCAUGGCCGAUGGUAGUGCUAUCCCGAGGCUUGUGCCCUUACUUUCACACCGGAGUACGUGCGAGAAACCAAUGGAAGGACGACGGACCUGGAGGAGCUGCAUGCUGGUGGCGUUGCUCGCCGUGAACGUUGCGCUCGUUUUGAUAUUGGCUUCCUUCUAUGGUGACAAGUGGGCUACGCCUGGAAUCCACAAACUGGUCGCUCCACAAUGGGCUGAGGCUAUCCAGACGGCAGAAUUGGCAGCCUCGAAAUGAUACUCUGGUAACGGCAAUGUGUUCGUGGAUAUCGUGGAUGUCAACGAUGGUGGAACUGCUGCGUGCGAAUGCAAUGACUGCUUCACUGGCCCGGAUUGUUCUACCCCUGUUCGAGAAUGUCGUGCCGACAGCGACAGUGGAGACCCUCUUCUGUUCGAAGCCUACUGGAGAGCAAAUCCGAAUUUGGGCACGGUGGUGAUUCCAGGCUGGUAUCGAAUGAGCUACUUAACCCGAGACAAUGCUGCAAUUCUCUACACUGAUGCACUUCUCAGAACCAUCAGGGAUCUCCAUGGCAUGGUUGGAAAUGCUGUCACGAAGGAUCGCUACAUUGUGGUAGGAACUGGGUCGAUGCAACUCAUUAAUGCAGUUGUUCACAGCCUCGCCCUUCUGAACUCUGACAGGGUCUCCUCUGUUGUGGCUAAGGCUCCUUACUAUUCGGCUUAUAAGGUGCAGACAGAGUACCUCGAUUCACCCCUUUUCAAUUUCGCCCGAGAUCCUGCCCGUUUUACCGGGAAUGCGACAGGUCGAGGUGCUCAGAUUGAGCUUAUUGCGUCUCCGAAUAAUCCAGAUGCACAGAUUCAGGAAGUGCCACAAAACAUCAGUGAACAUGUAAUAUAUGACCAUGCGUACAAUUGGCCUCACCUUUCUCCAAUCACGAAGGCUUCUGACCAUGAUAUUAUGCUCUUCACCUUGUCGAAAAUAACAGGACAUGCUGGGAGCCGAAUAGGGUGGGCAAUCAUCAAGGAUUAUAACCUGUAUCGAACAGUGCAAUGGUAUGUGGUACUUAACACGUUAGGAGUGUCGCAUGAGUCACAACUAAGAGCAACACAGCUCAUCCGCACCAUCAUAAAAAGUUAUUCCGAAGGCAUUCGAAAUGAAAAAGGACUCUUCCAUUAUGGCCGUGAGGUCUUGGAGUCUCGCUGGGCUACGAUACAAUCCAUCCUCAAAAACUCUUCUCGCUUCUCUCUGCAGGAGUUGAAGCCUGAUUACUGCUUCUUCUUUGCUCAAAUCGUGGAUCCUUCUCCAGGUCACGCAUGGAUUCGCUGUAACUAUGAAGAAGAUGUGGAUUGUGCUGCUGUGAUGCUGUCCGCUGGUAUUAUUGGUCGUAAAUUUGGUUCAGGCAAUCGCUUCGUGCGAUUGUCUCUGCUCAAGCGCCGGUCGCAUUUCGAGAUUUUGACUGCUCGGCUAACCAAACUCGUUGCUCAAACAUCAUCUUCUACCUAAAUCCAGAGAUCCUCCCCCGUUUUGGCCAACGGAUUCAUAGCAUCACUUUUUAUCUUGAACGUCGUCAUUUGUUAUUUUUCCAUGCUUUUGUCUAGUUUGUUUAAGUCGAAGCGGGGAGGCAAAAUGUCAAUUGUUGUUGACACCCAUGCACCCUAUUAGCUGGUUAUACCUACAUGUCAAUUUUUCGUUGACGCCCUAAAGCGUGCACACCUCAUGCACGCUACACGGAAGCAGGUAGGUUUAUAAUCUUCGUUAAAUAAUUCCACUGUAAUUUUAAUGUACCCAAGAGUGACUGGUAGUCCAGUGAUGGUCAAAUCAAUUUCCCUCAACGACUUGGUAAACGUGAGGGGGAUGGGUGUACAAUUGCAGCUGAACUUGUCUGCUGCUUUGUGCCUAUGCAAGCAGUCGGAGCCAUUUGGUUUGUGAGGACCAGACUCUCAAAUUGAUAUUCAAUCCAAUAAUGAGAACCAUAUCCAGGUUCAUGAUACUGUAAUGCGUACCAUCUUCUGCUUAGAUUCUAGAUGGAUUAGCCCCCCAUUUUCUGCCUGGUAAGAAUUUGACUUUUUAAUGGGCCAUGGACCCUAAUAUGCUCGUAUCAUUCUAUAGAGCUGAAUAAAAGUGUGCAUACUGUAACAGAAAAUAAAGCAUUUUCCCUGAGGUA